GAUCCUAUCACCUACAUCGUGUUCAGCCUUCCUUUGUCGGUCUUCAACAUAAUUCUUUGCAAGCAGCAAACUCGUUUGGCUCUCAAUAUACUUGCGCUUAAAGAUGAUCAACGCAGUUCUUGUCUUCAAUAAUGCUGGGCAACCGCGCCUUACAAAGUUCUACACACAAUUAGAAACAUCAGUUCAACAGCGGCUUAUUUCAGAGAUAUUCACACUCGUCUCUAAUCGUCCUGCGGGCUCUUGCAAUUUCCUUCCGCUUCCGCCCCUUCUCGCCUCCUCCUCCACAUCCAAAACAGAUUCAUCUCCUCAUAACGAUAUCCCUUCCCUCGUCACAUAUCGCCAUUAUGCGACACUAUACUUCAUCAUUAUUUCAACAUCCACCGAAUCCCCGCUUGCUCUUAUUGAUCUGAUACAAGUAUAUGUGGAGGCACUCGAUCGUUUAUUUGAGAACGUUUGCGAACUGGAUUUGAUCUUCAACUUUGAGACGCUGCAUGCAACUUUGAGCGAGAUGAUCGUGGGCGGUGUUGUCAUUGAGACACAGUUGGAGAGAGUUGUGGAAGGGGUAAAGGCACAGGGAAAAGUAGCAAAGAGACCCUUGAAUGAAGGGAGGGGCGGGGCAUUAGGAGGCAUGGGAAUGGGCGGGAAUUUUGCCUGGGCCACCCGGUGAAACUAGUGACCGUUUGGUUAUACCUAAGACCAACUACAAUAAGAGAACGCCCAUCAUUAAGCAAGAUCACAAGAUUACAGGAAUACGUGAUCGGAGACUGGCAGCGAGGGACACACUGGAUGGCAAUUGUAGAGGGUAUUUCAACACUCUCAACACCGAAGUCGUUUCGUCAGCUGGAAUGACACAAGUCUCA
Messenger RNA from Botrytis cinerea B05.10, 860 nucleotides. RefSeq names its product Bcaps3 (gene Bcaps3). NCBI's taxonomy places the organism in Eukaryota, Fungi, Ascomycota, Leotiomycetes, Helotiales, Sclerotiniaceae. The transcript has 2 exons. Gene Ontology annotation, cellular component: intracellular membrane-bounded organelle. The coding region runs from base 104 to 667 and encodes 187 amino acids. The record is from RefSeq and is a predicted model, not a curated record. Gene Ontology annotation, biological process: protein transport; vesicle-mediated transport.